GGCCAGCGCGUAUACGUGACACGGAUAGCUGUGAUCUUGACUGGAGCUGAUCGCGCAAAAGUACGAACUGAGGAGGUGGAAAUCACUAUUUUUGAAUGAUCUGAUUAACAUUUAUCAAAAUGUUGCAAGGUUACGAUCCAGUCACUCAGGCCCUAUUAGGUACUUUGUUUACCUGGGGAUUGACGGCUGCAGGAGCCGCCCUUGUGUUCGUGUUUACAAGUGGAAAGAGGAAAAUUCUUGAUGGCAGCUUAGGAUUUGCUGCAGGGGUGAUGAUAGCUGCCUCCUACUGGUCGCUCCUUGCUCCGGCUAUUGAGAUAGCAGAGACCAACGGAUACAACAAGUGGUCUUUUGUACCGGCAGCCAUCGGGUUUAUAUUGGGGGCCCUCUUUGUUUACGCUGCAGAUGUCUUUCUUCCCAUGCUUGGGAUUUCGUCACCAAACGUUGCCUUGGCUUUACAAUCUGAGAACAAACUACAUGCAGAGUAUGAAGAUGACCUUACUGUUACUACAGUAGCACAGAACGCAGAUGAAGAAACACCAGGUCUAGCCUGCACUCCUGGUCCAUGGACCCACUACAGGGUCAAAGAUACGUCCACCGUGACCCAACGGCGGAAACCAGGGAUCAACUCGUCGGUGACCGUCCAGUUCUCCAACGGUGAUACCGGUCUACCUGCAUCACCUCGGGAUAGAGCGGCAGAGAGAGGCUUGGUUACAUGGAAGAGAAUUCUACUACUCAUCAUAGCCAUAACCAUACAUAACAUUCCAGAGGGCUUAGCUGUUGGUGUAGGAUUUGGAGCGAUAGGAAAAACACCCUCAGCCACAUUUGAGAAUGCAAGAAAUUUAGCCAUUGGCAUCGGCAUUCAGAAUUUCCCAGAAGGCCUUGCUGUGAGUCUUCCUCUUCGAGGUUCAGGGUUCUCUAUAUGGAGAAGUUUCUGGUACGGUCAGCUGAGUGGUAUGGUAGAGCCUAUAGCAGGUGUCAUAGGGGCACUAGCUGUCACCGUAGCUGAACCUAUCUUACCCUAUGCCUUGGCCUUUGCAGCAGGUGCCAUGAUCUAUGUGGUAGUGGAUGAUAUCAUUCCAGAAGCACAUACAAGCGGAAAUGGCCGCCUUGCUUCUUGUGGAGCUAUCGUGGGCUUUGUGGUCAUGAUGUCAUUAGAUGUAGGACUGGGUUAACACACACAUCUCUCGAUACUUUCACUUACUUAUUUAUUCUUCCAAGAGAUGGUAUAUUCUGCCGUUUAAAUCAGAUCAGGUCUAAUUUAAAAUAUGAUUAUGAAAUAAAAUAAUCGAGCAAUUAAAUUUUGUAUGAAUACAAAAUGAUGAUUAUACAAUGUAUGUAUACAAUUUACACCCACAAAAUAUUCUGCUUCUCUUUUUUAUACAGUUUUUUUUUAGAUCUUUAGUUAUGAAGGAAAUAAAACACAAAGGAAAACUUAAUAAAGUGCGACAAGUGGUAUA
Molecule: messenger RNA, 1457 nt
Organism: Strongylocentrotus purpuratus (purple sea urchin)
Lineage: Eukaryota; Metazoa; Echinodermata; Echinoidea; Camarodonta; Strongylocentrotidae
Gene: slc39a11
Product: zinc transporter ZIP11
Exons: 10
Coding region: 120-1172 (350 amino acids)
Biological process (GO): zinc ion transmembrane transport
Cellular component (GO): membrane
Molecular function (GO): zinc ion transmembrane transporter activity
Source: RefSeq, a predicted model, not a curated record